Durotheca rogersii is the source of this 2569-nucleotide messenger RNA. RefSeq lists its product as uncharacterized. The record is from RefSeq and is a predicted model, not a curated record. Gene Ontology annotation, molecular function: DNA-binding transcription factor activity, RNA polymerase II-specific; zinc ion binding; DNA binding. NCBI's taxonomy places the organism in Eukaryota, Fungi, Ascomycota, Sordariomycetes, Xylariales, Xylariaceae. Bases 105 to 2471 code for a protein of 788 amino acids. Gene Ontology annotation, biological process: DNA-templated transcription; regulation of DNA-templated transcription. The transcript is spliced from 2 exons.
CUCGUCAACUUCCACUCUGCUUGGCACCCCGUCGCCAACCUGCCUCGUCUCCCCCAGGUGCAAGACUGCCAGACGAGCACGACGAACCUCCGGACACCGCCGUCAUGCCCUAUUCGCCCCGACGCGACAACGCCUCCGCGGUGGGCGAGGCGCCAGCUGCGCUCAGGCGACGAAAGGUCCGCAAGGGCGCCCAGAGCUGCUGGGAGUGCAAGCGACGCAAAGUCCGCUGCACCUUCGCUGCCCCUACCGAUGCUGUCUGUGACGGGUGUAGGAGCCGUCGAACCAGGUGCAUCAGCCAGCGAUUCCACGACGAGCCAGCAUCGGCCGGCACCAAGACCGACCGGCUCAGCCGGGUCGAAUCGCUCGUCGAACAGUUGGUCAGCCGCGGCAGCGUCGACACGUCGAGCGCCUGGCCGCGACGUCGACCGAGCCCAGACGAGAACCCGGCGCCACCAUCACGAGAUUCCAGCGGUGGUCGGCGUGAUGCCGACGUCGAGCAACCUCCCUCUCUUGUGGUCACCACCCCUGGCCCCGAUCUAACAAUAGAGGGCCAGCUGGCCAGCAAUCCUGACCACCUAUCUCGCGCCCUAUUCUCAAUCUGGCCUGACGAGCGCGAUCUUGAUCUGAUACUGAGCAUUCCGGUAGGUGUUUCGGUAUUGUUCCACGGUAUGGUUUGCCAACCGCAUUCGGAGCUGUUCUCAAGGGGAAUCUCCUCGCGACGACGCAUCCUGCAGCCGCCUUCACUGGAAUCUCAUCCAGUUCUCCUAGCCAGAAAGUUACUCUUGCUGGCGACGCUUUUACAAGGCAUUCCACCAUGCUACGUCGACGAGCUCUCUGGCCUCAGCGCAGGCUACCGUGCUAUUAUGUAUCGCACCUUUAACGCUGCUACCAGGCUUGUGACAAGCAACGACGAACUCGUUAGCUCUCUCGAGGGCAUCGAGUGUGUUAUGAUCGAGAGUAUGUACUUGAAUAAUGCUGGGGAUCUCCGUCGCGCUUGGUUGGCGAACCGCAGGGCUAUGGUCACGGCACAGAUGAUGGGAUUGCACGCCGGCGCGCCGGGUAGGGCCCUCGAAAGCGAGACGCGGGAUCGCAUUGAUCCCGCUUACAUGUGGUUUCGUCUGGUCGUCUCUGACCGGUAUCUGUCAUUGAUUCUGGGCCUUCCCCAAGGCUCCUCCGAUAACCCCCUCGCCAACCAGGAAGCAUUACAUCCAGACGAUAGUACGGCUAUGGAACACAUGGAGCGCAUGAUGUCGGUUGCGGCCGGUCUCAUCCUCCAACGCAAUGAAAUCGAGCGAAUUAACCUGGCAGCGACAUACAAGGUGGACGAGAUGCUACAGAAGGCUGCGGCGUUGAUGCCCCCGCGCUGGUGGCUGACGACCCCUGAUCUUGCCGCCAUUUCUGGAGAUGACGCGAGGGCGUUCGAAGAAUCGAUCCGCCUGGCGAAUCAGUUCGCAUAUCACCACCUUCUAGUUCAGCUACACCUGCCGUACUUGAUGUUGUCUCCGUCGGCCGAGCCGAAUUACGAUUACAGCAAGAUGACUGCUGCGAACGCGAGUCGUGCGAUUGUCACGCAAUUCGUGUCUUUCCGCAGCUCCAUUCUGAGUACCGCAUACUGUCGUGGCAUUGAUUUCAUUUCCUUUAUUGCCAGCACGACACUGUGUCUCGCACACAUCGAAGCCCGCCGCCAGCACCGAUCUGACGCGAACAAGAGCGCCGCGGCUUUCCAAUCUCUCCGACAUCAGCGGUUCAGCGACCGCGGCCUGCUCGAACACACCCUUCAAAUCAUGGAGACGAUGGCUCAGACCAGCUGCGAUGCCGUUGCCCAAAAGAUUUCCGACAUCCUCCGGCCACUCCUAGCCAUCGAGAACGAGUCUUUCGGCGGAGGCUACUACCAUAUCCAGGCCUGCUCUGGGGUCGAUAAGCAGCAGGAGCCUCAAUCUCUCGGCGAUGCCGGUUACGCCUUGCAUCCUCUCCGAAUACAAAUCCCGCAUCUCGGGUCAAUUCAUAUCGAACAUCGUCCUGCCCUUCCCGAGACCGUCGAACCCGCCCGGAUAUUUGCCGAAAAUGAACCUUCCGAGCGGCCUAGGCCACAAAAAACUGGUGCGAGCUUGGUUGUUCUUCGUGACCCGGCUUCUCCGAUCAACCAAGAUGGCGGGUGGAUUGUAACAUCUACAGCCCGCCCCGCUAGUCACGGAACCAACACCGCCCAGCCCGUCAACGCCGAUUGGCAAACGGCACCGUCGUAUCUUGACCAAACUGAAACUCUCGAGCAACCCGAGCCGGCAAAUAAGGACCCAAUAAUGUCACCGCCUUUCGAUUCUAGCGAGGCGCGAGAGGCUAGGUAUUUCCUCGAGCCGGAUGUGACAGCAGAUACAGUCGAUUGGACGCUGCAGGGCGUUGAUUUGGCUCUAUUCAGUACCUUGGCGCAAGCCUGGACAGAUUCAGCUCACGACCUAGGGCGUGAUCCGUAGAUACGGCCGCUUCCAGCACUGUCGCUAGCCGAUAGCACUUUCAUAUUAGCUGAAUCCAUUUCGAGCGCACCCUGGUGAACAACCGCGGUCUUGCGCUC